UCUCUCUUACGGUAUAUAUAAAUAAAAACUAAAGUGAGAGUUCAGUCAGGUGUAACUGCCAAACAUGGCUCCUGCUUUUGUAAUUACCGGCGACUCCGCUCGGGCCAGCGGUCGCUUUGCUUCUGUUUACAGCGAAGUCCAAUCCUGCCGUAUCAAUCACGCGCUCCCUCUACCUUCUGUCCUAAAACACCCUUUCAAAAUCGUCGACGGCACUCGUAGUUCCGCCGCCGGCAAUCCUGAUGAGAUAGCGAAGCUGUUUCCCAAUCUCUUUGGGCAACCAUCAGCAAAGUUGGUGCCAAACGAUGUGGACACGUUGAGUUCAGAUCAGAAGUUGAAGAUCGCUGUGGUUUUGUCCGGUGGACAAGCACCUGGUGGUCAUAAUGUUAUUUCUGGCAUCUUCGAUUAUUUGCAGGAUCGGGCGAAAGGAAGUGUAUUGUAUGGGUUUAAGGGAGGUCCAGCUGGGAUCAUGAAGUGCAAAUAUGUUGAAUUGAAUGCCGACUAUAUCUAUCCUUACAGAAACCAGGGUGGUUUUGAUAUGAUCUGCAGUGGAAGAGACAAAAUUGAAACGCCUGAGCAGUUCAAACAAGCUGAAGAAACAGUAAAGAAACUUGACUUGGAUGGGCUUCUUGUUAUUGGUGGGGAUGACUCAAACACAAAUGCUUGCCUCCUUGCUGAAGACUUCUGGGUUAAAGGUUUGAAAACUCGGGUGAUGGGAUGCCCAAAAACCAUUGAUGGUGAUUUGAAAUCCAAGGAGGUUCCUACCAGUUUUGGAUUUGAUACUGCUUGCAAGAUAUAUUCAGAAAUGAUUGGAAAUGUCAUGAUUGAUGCUCGAUCAACUGGAAAAUAUUAUCAUUUUGUCCGGCUUAUGGGACGGGCAGCUUCACACAUUACAUUGGAGUGUGCCUUGCAAACUCAUCCGAACAUCACCAUCAUUGGAGAAGAGGUUGCUGCAAAGCAGCUGACACUGAAAAAUGUUACAGAUUACAUAGUUGAUAUAAUCUGUAAACGUUCUGAUCUUGGAUAUAACUAUGGCGUGAUUCUUGUUCCUGAAGGUUUAAUUGAUUUCAUUCCUGAGGUUCAGUACCUUAUAGCGGAACUAAAUGAAAUUUUGGCACAUGAUGUGGUAGAUGAAGACGGGCUGUGGAAAAAGAAACUUACAAAUCAAUCCUUGCAGCUUUUUGAAUUUUUGCCACCAGCAAUUCAAGAACAAUUGAUGCUUGAAAGAGAUCCACAUGGAAAUGUCCAGGUUGCCAAAAUUGAGACAGAGAAAAUGCUUAUUCAAAUGGUUGAGACUGAGUUGGAGAAGAGGAAGCAGCUAGGUCAAUACAAUUGCAUUUUCAAAGGACAGUCCCACUUCUUUGGGUAUGAAGGAAGAUGUGGUUUGCCAACAAACUUUGAUGCUACAUAUUGCUAUGCUUUGGGUUAUGGUGCUGGAGCUCUCCUUCAUAGUGGAAAAACUGGGCUGAUAUCGUCGGUUGGGAAUUUGGGCGCUCCUGUUGCAGAAUGGACUGUUGGUGGGACUGCGUUGACUUCUUUGAUGGACGUGGAGAGGAGACAUGGUAAAUUCAAGCCUGUGAUCAAGAAGGCAAUGGUGGAACUCGAAGGUGGUCCUUUCAAAAAAUUUGAAUCCCUGAAGAAUGAGUGGGCAAUCAAUAAUCGCUACAUUAGUCCUGGUCCCAUCCAAUUCAUAGGCCCAGGAUCAGAUGCCAUUAGUCACACUUUACUACUGGAAUUGGGAGCUCAUGCUUAGGCAUAUGGAUUGGUGCAAACUUAUGUUCUUCAAGACCUGAAAAGUUUCCUGGCCAUGCAUGAGAUCCUCUUUUCGUUUUCCUGGUUUUUGAUGCUGUCAUCAGAGUUAAGAGUUGUGGAUUUUGUGUGUUUUUAUUGGAUGAUGGUCCUUGGAAAAGGCGGCUCUACAUACAUCAACUGCACUUGUAAAAUAUGAAGCUUGUGAUGUAGUCUUUUCUCACUAAAAUUAUAGUUCUAAAGAAAUGUUUCUUGGAAAAAGAAAUAUGCUUCCAAUCC
Molecule: messenger RNA, 2025 nt
Organism: Populus euphratica (Euphrates poplar)
Lineage: Eukaryota; Viridiplantae; Streptophyta; Magnoliopsida; Malpighiales; Salicaceae
Product: pyrophosphate--fructose 6-phosphate 1-phosphotransferase subunit beta
Exons: 16
Coding region: 65-1750 (561 amino acids)
Biological process (GO): glycolytic process; response to glucose; fructose 6-phosphate metabolic process
Cellular component (GO): cytosol
Molecular function (GO): 6-phosphofructokinase activity; diphosphate-fructose-6-phosphate 1-phosphotransferase activity; ATP binding
Source: RefSeq, a predicted model, not a curated record